AUGAAACUUUCAGAAAGUGGUGCUACCGGAGGAGGAGGAGGAGCCAAGAGGAACACUACUACUGCUGCUGCUGCUACUACCAGUACUACUAGGAGUAGUGGAGGUAUUGGAGGAAGUGGAAAGGAGACCGGUGCUGUUGAAGCCAAUGUAGUAGGCCGAGGAGUCAUCCGGCUUGAAGAGGCCGUAGUUCCUCUCGGAGGUUGGGCUGGACUUCAUGUUCUCGUUGAAAAGGGCGAAGACAUAGAUGUUCAAGUCGGCGUUGGGCCUCAUGGGCGUCCCCUUCUUCCCGCACACCAGCUUGUUGAUGAGGUUGCCGUUGUACUUCUUGGCAUUCUCCGGAGUGGCUCCGGCCUCGUCGGUGUCCCCCUUGGAGGGCCAGCCGGUCUCGAAAAUACCCUUUUGAAGAACGCAGCUUGCAUUAGGGGUGGCGGGAUCGACGAUCCCGGAGUUGGGCUGGAAAAGGACGAACUCCAGAGGGACCUGCUUGGGGUUGGCCUUGUAGGCGAAGUAGGGGUAGGCAUUGAUGAGGAAAGGGGAGCCGGUCUUGAGAUGGAAGUUGAGGAUGGCAGUCAAGCAGGGGGUGAGGUCCGGGUGGAACCUGCAGGCGAAGGGGAGGUAGGAGGUCUGGAGGACGGCGAGGGAGUGGGCAGUGGUGAUGGAGACCUUGUCCUGGAGGUUGAGGGAGCAGAGGACGGAGUAGACGCUCUGCAUAGCCCGGAGUAG
Messenger RNA from Coffea eugenioides, 723 nucleotides. RefSeq lists its product as uncharacterized. NCBI's taxonomy places the organism in Eukaryota, Viridiplantae, Streptophyta, Magnoliopsida, Gentianales, Rubiaceae. The transcript is spliced from 3 exons. Bases 1 to 723 code for a protein of 240 amino acids. The record is from RefSeq and is a predicted model, not a curated record.